Messenger RNA from Vombatus ursinus (common wombat), 10592 nucleotides. It is a transcript of the gene BDP1, whose product is annotated as B double prime 1, subunit of RNA polymerase III transcription initiation factor IIIB. Gene Ontology annotation, biological process: RNA polymerase III preinitiation complex assembly. Gene Ontology annotation, molecular function: TFIIIC-class transcription factor complex binding. Bases 136 to 7836 code for a protein of 2566 amino acids. The record is from RefSeq and is a predicted model, not a curated record. The transcript has 39 exons. Lineage: Eukaryota; Metazoa; Chordata; Mammalia; Diprotodontia; Vombatidae. Gene Ontology annotation, cellular component: transcription factor TFIIIB complex.
GCGGCGGUAGCAGCGCCCCCGGGGGGGAGGGGCAGGUGUAGCUCCAGGGCAGGAGCGUCACCUCCUAGCCCCCCAUUUCCAGUCAGUGGCCGCGUUCGGGGCUAGUGGCGGCGGCGCCUCCCUUAGUCCGCCACCAUGUUCCGGAGGGCGCGACUCAGCGUAAAGCCCAACGUGAGACCCGGGGCUGGCGGCAGGGGCCCGGCUGCUCCCGAGCCCCCGCGCGGCCAGCAGGCUCCGAGAGAGCCCGAGCCGGUCGCGCCGCCGCCAGCGCCCGAAGCAGCCGAGACCCCGCCGGCGCCCCCGCUGGGUCCCGGGGGAGCCGAGCCCCGGGAGGUGGAGGCGGCCGAGUGUGGGGAUGAAACGCCCGCUGGGAAUGAUGCUGGACAAUCCAGUAAAUCUUCACCGGCUGUUUUACAGAGAAGAAAGCGAAUAUCAACUGUGCCUAGUCCCACUAAACCUAGUGUCCCUGCUCCGUCAGUUCCCCAGGCCUUGUGCACUGUUCAACAGGAAGCACCUCAACUAAGUCACCUUCCAGCAAAAGAGAAACAGCCGUGCUCAGAUCGUCACAGGAUACUCAAAGCUCAAAAGCUGAGAGAAAUGCUAAGAGACGAAAUGACAAAAAGAAGGAAGCAAUGGAAAAGCAAAUAUGCUGGAAAUGAAAGCCAAAUGCCACCAGACCGUUCUAAAAUGACUAUGAGAGACUUGAUAUAUUACCUGCCGGACAGCAAUCCUAUGAAAUCUUCUUUGGAACAAGAAGCAAAAACUGAAAAAUCUACACCACCAGUGCAAACCAAAGAUCAAGAAGUGAAAAAUAUUCCUGAUGCCGAAGAUGAUGUUGAAGAAAUGGAGGAAGAGAGCAACAAUGGCCCUUUACUUGUUCCUCGUGUUAAAGUGGCAGAAGAUGGCUCUAUUAUUCUGGAUGAAGAAAGUUUAACUGUAGAAGUUUUAAGGACAAAAGGCCCUUGUGUUGUUGAAGAAAAUGAUCCCAUUUUUGAAAGAGGUUCCACUACUACGUACUCCAGCUUUAGGAAAAAUUAUUACUCUAAACCAUGGUCAAAUAAAGAAACAGACAUGUUCUUUUUAGCCAUCAGCAUGGUAGGAACAGACUUUUCCAUGAUUGGCCAACUCUUUCCUCACAGAGCAAGAAUAGAAAUUAAGAAUAAAUUUAAACGUGAGGAAAAAGCAAAUGGGUGGAGAAUUGACAAAGCAUUCCAAGAGAAACGCCCCUUUGACUUCGAUUUCUUUGCUCGUUUGCUUGAGAAGGUCCUUGCAGAAGAGGAGAAAAGAAAACAGAAAACUGUUAAAAAUCAGAACACAAAAGAGAAGAAGUCUUCUAGACCUCGAAAAAAACAAAAUGUAAAUAAAGUUGCCAGUGGUGAAGUGGAUGAUGAUCCAGAUGAGUCUCUCAAUGCUAGAAUUUCAGACAUGGAAGGAACUGAAGUGGGUGCUGAGAUUGUCGAGAAAGAGAAUGACCAGUCUUUGAAUAUAGCAGGACAGACUAUAUUAGAGUCUGUUGUAAACAGAAAAAAACGGAAAAGGAAGAAAAAGGAUGAUACUGAUGAGCAAGAAACAGAAAAUCUUUCAAAAGAGGCCACUGACCGCUCAGACACUUCUAAAGGAGAAAAGCCAAAUAAGAAGAAAUGUCAGCUUUUGGUAACUGUAAUAAAUGAGGAUGAAUGUAAUAAAGACUUGGAAGUUUCCAAUUUAGAAAACCUAGAUGAGAUUGCUUGCAUACCACCAAGUGAAAAUGAUGAGAAUGAAAGUGAACACAUCUCUUCAGCAAGUAAUCAGAAUGCUAAUGCCGCAUCAGUAGCAGCAGUUGAAUCCUCUGAACCAGAGGCUUUAGAUUUGUCUCCUUCAAAAGCUAGAAGUAAAGAAUUGACUCAGAUUGUUCAAGUUGACAGCAACGUAGGAGGAAAAAUUAGUGAUACUAAUAUUAAACUCCUGGAAGCUGAAAAAGCUGAUACUGGCAAACCCAAAGUGAGAGGGCGUCCCCUCAGGCCUAAACCCAACUUGUUAAGACCAUUUGGAAAGAAAGUAGAAUCUACUGAAAAUAAAAUUGAAGUAGAGAGCAAAAAUUCAUUUCCAGAACUUCCAGGAAAUGUUGAAAAGAAUCACGUGGAAAAAGAUGAAUGUGGCCCUCCUGAUGUUACUGGAAAGGAAGUCACAGCAACAGAGAGUCAAGGACCUGAAACUGAAUCUCAUGAAAAACAUGGUUUACCAGAAACUAAUAAGGCAAGUACUUUCAGACCACCGAGGUUAAUGAGGGGUCGAAUGCAGAGGCCAAAGCCACAUAUCGGGAGAACAACUGGCCCGAAAGAAGUAUUAGCAGCAGAAGACAAAACUGGAACUAAGGAAGAGGAGGAAAGUGAGUCCAGUGUCACCAAAGGUGCCCAAGUACAAACAGAAGAUCAAUCAUUUAACAAGUUAGAUGUUGGGAAUAGUUCGCAGAGUGAAAAAGAAGAUGUAAUUUCUCAGAAGUCAAAAACAGAUGAGCUUGAGACUGUUAAGGAAAAUCAGAGUCUGCAAGAUGGCGGUAAAUCAAAUACACUCAAACGAGGACCAGUAUUGAGAACACGAUUUCAGAAGCCAAGACCUAACAUAGGAAGAGCAACUGGAAGAGGCGAAAUUAACACAGGGGAAAAGGCACCCAGGGAAAUAAGUGUUACUGGAAAACUAGAAGCAAGUUUGCCUCAAACUGAUGAAGAAUUUAGUUCUCUUCCCCUCCCAGAUAUUAUAAGCUGUGGAGUGCCACCCCCUGUUGAAGCGUUUGAAAAAGAAGCACCUUCUCAAAAGGGAAUCUCAAGUCCAGUAAUUCUUCUGAAGCCUUCUUGCAUGUCACCUGUAGAAGGGUGUGAAGAAGAUGAAGAAACACAAUCUACAACUGAUCUGGAGCAAGUCUCAGAUAUUAUCAAAAGCAAAUGUUCUCAAGAUGAAAAGCUCUCUGUAAUUAAAAAAACACCUUUUGUGAGAAGUCGAUUCAAGAGACCAAGACCAAACUUAGGAAGAGCAGUUGGAAAAAGUGGUGUUCCAGGAGCAGAAAAAUGUGAAUUAAUGGAGAAAAUGGAAACAGGAAAAUUGGAGAUUAUGAUACAACAUGAUCAUAAACAAGAUGCCAUCUCCCCUCCUCAAGAUGAUGCCUUUCUCCUUCAAGAAAAUGUUUCCACCUUUCAAGUUAAUUCUUCCCCCUGUCAAGAUGAUUCCUUCCCACCUCAAGUCACUGCCUCUUCUCCCCAAGUUGCUGCCUCAUCCCCUAAAAAUGAUUCUGUUCUUCCUCAAGGUGAUUCCAUGGCCCCUCAAGUCCGUACCUCCCCCUCUCAACUCGAUACCUUCCCACAUCAAGACAGUGCUUCUCCUCCUCAAGUCAAUGUCUUUCCUCUUCAAGAUAUUUCCUCCCUUCAAGAUGAUGCCUCCCCCCUUCAAGGGGCAGCCUUCCCUCUUCAAGGGGAAGCUACCUCCCUUCAAGGUAAUGUCUCCCCCCUUCAAGGUGAAGCCUCUGCCCUUCAAGGUGAAGCCUUCCCCCUUCAAGGUGAAGCCUUCCCACUUCAAAACAGUGCUUCUCCCCUUCAAGGUGAAGCCUCCCCCCUUCAAGGUGAAGCCUCCCCCCUUCAAGACAGUGCUUCUCCCCUUCAAGGUGAUGCCUGCCCCUUUCAAGGUGAUGCCUCCCCCCUUCAAGGCCAUGCCUCCCCACUUCAAGUUAAAGCUUUCCCCAUUCAAGAUGAUGCUUCCCUCCUUCAAGAUAAGGCCUCCCCCCUUCAAGAUGAAGGCUCCCCCCUUCAAGAUAAGGCUUCCCUUCUUCAAGGCAAUGCCUCCCCUCUUCAAGGCGAUGCCUCCCCCCUUCAAGUUGAUGCCUUCCUUCUUCAAGGUGGUGCUUCCCCGCUUCAAGAUGAUGCUUCCCCCCUUCAAGAUGAUGCCUCCUCACUUAAAGGCAAUGCCUCCUCCCUUCAAGAUGAGGCCUCCUCUCUUCAAGGUGAUGUCUCCCCUCUUCAAGAUGAAGUCUCCGCACUUAAAGGCAGAGUCUCCCUACUUCAAAGCGAAGCCUCCUGUCUUCAAGGUGAUGUCUCUUCUGAAGACAGUACCUCACCCCCUCAAGUUGGUGCUUUUCCUGCUCAAGUCUAUGUUUCCCCCCCUCAAUUAGCUGCCUCCUCCCUUCAAGUUGUUGGCUCCCCACAUCAAGAUGAUGCCUCUGUCCCUCAGGAUGAUGUCUCUCUCCCUCAAAAUAAUGCCUCUCCCCCUCAAAUGGCUGCCGCCCCCACUAAAAAGGAUGCCUCGCCUUUUCAAGUUGAUGUCUCCGCCCUUCAAUACAAUACCUCCCCCCUUCAAGUUGCUGCCUCCUCCCUUCAAGUCAGUGCCUCCCCCACUCAAGUCGUUACCUUCUCCCCUGAAGAUGAUGCCCAUGUCACUGCUUCCUGCCCUCAAGGUGCUGCACUUCCCAUUCAGGACAUCAUCCACCCUUGUCAGAAUGAUGCAACUGAAUGUUCUCGAAAGACAGUAGUUAAAUAUGAAAAACCAGUUCCAGCAAAGGGGGAAGCAGACCUGCCGUUAAGUGAACAGACUCCAAAGAAGCAUUUAGAUUCAGUGAGUUGUGCACCUGAAGAGAUGUCUUUGUUUAUAGAAGCCCAGGAAAGUGAUGGUGCUGUUUCUACGGGCAUCAAGAAUUCUGAGCAAAAAAUUAAGAAAAAUGACAUCCAACCUGCACAACGAGUGAGGGGCCGAUUUAAGAAGCCUAGGCCAAACAUAAGCAAAGCGGAACGGAGAGGAUCCAGGACAGCAGGAAAAUGGAUUAUUGAAGGAAAAGAUAAGGAAGAAGGAAUAAUACAGCAUAAGAAUGAAUCUGAAAGUGAAUUCUUCGCCUUUUCAAAUUCUAAAAUUGAAAGUGAUGUUGUACCUUCUGAAGUCCAUAGUAUGUGUGGAAGCAAGAAUCAAGGGGUAUCAGAACAAAACUUGCAAAUUAGCAGAACUGAAAUUUUAAAUGAACAAAUAAGCAAAGAUAAACAUAAGCCUCAUGCUGUCAGCCCAGCACAGUUGAGAAGGAGCCGAUUCCAAACAGCUAAGCCAAAUUUGGGGAGGGUGUACAGAAGGAAAGAAGAACCUGGAACCGAAAAGAUUGUUCCAAAUACAAAUGACACAAGAAAAGUAGAAGAUAAGUUGUUACAGCAAGGAGAUUCUGAUACCCACCAGUCUCUAAAAGAUAAAACAGAGCUAUUGUCAUCCCUGGGGAUUGCAGCAAGAAAAGAAUGUGUGGAUUCAAGAGACUCUGCCUUGCCCAAAGAAUAUAGUCACUCAGAAAAACUGCAUUCCUUUGACAGACAAUUGGACUAUGCUGGUCACAGUGGUCCAGGAGCUACUUCCUCAUCUGUAGGUGUUGAAGAGCAGUUUCUAAAUAAAUCAACAAGAUAUACACAACAAUCAAAAGAACCAGGUUGUCUGAAAAAUCCUCUGGGUCGAAAAAUAGUUACUUCCUCAGCCUCUGAAUGUGACAUGGAUAAUACUGACAGGAGAAUGCAGCGAAAAUCUAAACAAAAUUUCACCAAAGGACGUGGAUCCAAACGCGUCCGUGGCAGAAUUUCCAAGAAGGAACCUAAGACCUCAAAGGCAGUGUUAGUGACACUCCGAGCUUCUCAGGAAGAGGAUGAAGAAGAUAUAGAAGACCUUGAGUCUGAAUAUGAGGAAGAAAACUACCACCUUGCACCAGAAGAAGUCAACAAGGCACCAGUGUUUGUACCUGUAGGACUCCGGUCACCGGAACCUGUUUCUGCCCAAAUUGAGGAAACCAUGGAAGAGCUUGAAAUUUCUGUGAAUGUCCCAGAUGUACCAUGUAUUGCUGUUACUGAACAUCUCCUUCCUAAUGUAAAUGUGUCAAAUGAAGGAUUGAAUCGGGAACAGCAUUUGAAUGCCUCGGUUGAAAUUACUACAAUUGAAUAUCCUGAAAAAGAAACAGGUAUCAAUGAUGGAAGCACAGAAGCUGCCAUAGCUUUACUUACAAUGGGAAAUCAGAUGUUGCAGUCAGAGACGAGUACUGAAGGAGUAGUGCGUACGCUUCCUGAAGAUGACUUAAGGAGCCAUAUUUCCACUUCUAACCCAGAGACCUCUGACCACAGGGUACUUCUUGAACAUCAAGCACUUUCUUCACCAGUCCCUAGUACAUUGCUUACAACAUUGGAUGAAAAUAAGAGUAUAUUAGAGGAGCAAAACACUGGAAAAGAAAUGAACAUACCUGGGCAAAUAAAGGAAAAUUCUACAUCUUUCAGUGAUCUAUCUUCUAAAAAGACAAGUUCAUUGAGAACAAGAAGCAGAUUUCCUAAACCUAAGCCAAACCUCAGUAAAAUCCUUGGAAAAGAUAGACAUGUUUGUCGGAAAGUUACUAGUCUUCCUGCAACUGUGGAUCAGCAGGUUGACAUUCAGACUGAAACAGGAUGUAUAGCUUCCAAAGGAGCAGUAUUGGAAAAUAUAAACCUAGAAUCAAAGAUUAUGGCAGAUGGCUUGAUGCGGGCUAGCAUGUUGACAGAGUUACAUAGCUUCGAAGGCACCGAUGAUGGCAAAGAAGUCAAACAAAUAGAAAGAGAAGAAAACCAGGACAAGGAAUCUCAAGAGUCUCAAGUGGUGUCUCCCUCUCCACUAGCCAAGACCAUUUCAGAUGACAUCAGCGGUAGUCUCACUACGACUCCAACUGGAGAAUUUCCUAGUCAUAGUGAUGAUGGACAGAACUUAUUAAUGACUCAUUUUGCCCAGCAGUGUACAUUGAAUAAUGGUACAGAAGUUGAGCAACAGAAUGUAAGCAUCCCAGAUGACAUAGCAGUGAAUAUGGUUGCUGAUGAACAUCAAGGAGAAGAGGAGCAGACAUUCAUUUUAACACUGGUGGAAAUCCCAACAGACUCAGUAGAACAAUUUGCUGGUUUGUCGGAUUCAUUAACUUCUGGACCUCUACUGCCAGCACCCAUAUUGGUCAAACCAAUGAAUAAAGAACAAAGGGGAGACCUGAGUUAUGGGAACAGUAUGCAGCCAUCCUCUGAAAAGCCUCCAACUGAUUUGGAUCUGACAUUUAAUGAAACAUUUGAUCACAGCCUUGAAGAAAGCACUAGCCUGGUUGCUGCUACAAAUCUUAAUGUUUCUACUUUAGGAGAAGAUUGUCAGAAAAUCACCUCUGAGGUGUCCUCAGAAGAAUCCACCAGUGUGUACAGGAAUGCUGCAGGAGAGUCUUAUGAAAAGCAGACAGUUGUCCCUGUCUUGGGAAGCACAUGUACAAUUGCAGAACCUCAGAAGACAGAGAAAGAGCAGUCAGAACCCGCUGUUCAGGCUUCAGGACCUGAAUCUUGUGAGGAGGUGACAUGUACUCAAAAAGAAGAGAAUGUUCCUCAUUUACCUCCAGAAGAGAGUGUGAUGUCUGACAAGCAGGAAAGGAGUGGGGCUACCCAUCAAUUAGAACAGAGAAGCAAGUCCUUGUUUUCCAGGCCUGGCCGAAGACCCCUGGGAUUUUUAUCUUUGAUAUGUUCAAAGAAUAAUUUGGAAUCUGAAGAAGCCACACCAAUGAAUAGUCAAAAGCGUUUGAAACCUAUUAUACCUGUCUCAAGGCAUAAUUUUAGAAGACCGGCUCAACUAAAUGAAAGCAAGAGAAAAAAGCAAGACCCUUGUCCCUUACCACCCACCAGUGCUGAGUCUCCUUCUGAAGCCAGUACUGUUAGCAGCUCAACACCUCAGGUUUCCUGUGAUCAAUCAUUUGAGGAAGAAAAGUGUAAAAGUGACCAAAAGAUGGAAACUGAAGAGGAACCAACCAAAGUCACUGAAUAUUUCUUUAGUGAUAUUUUCAUGGAAGUGGAUGAAGCAGAGCAAAACUGAAGCUUUUUACAAAGCUGGGGAUUUUAAUUCUUAAUUACGGCAACAAAGGCAGUGUUUAGCUAAAGGAUCACUGUUGAUUUUUCUUGGGUUUGUUUUGUAUUUGAUGAACUUGGUCUGGAAGCUUUUAAAAUCACUGGAGUACAUUAUGGAUAUUUCCCUUAAAUUAGUUGAGUCAAGCAGUUAAGACUGGUUUAUCAAACAAAUAUUGACUCUUGUUUACACUUUGACCCUCCUCCUGUUCUGGCCACAUGUGGACACUUUGUGGUGUCACAGAUAAAUGCCUUUUCAAUCAUAGGCCUAAAAUCUUUGGAGGUUGAUUGUAUAUAACAUUUAGUGAACACUUCUUUUUGUGAAGUAAUUUCUUGGUAGGGGCCUUUUAAUUUGCCUCUGUAAGUGGAUGGAAGCAGAUUGUGAAACUUUAGAAAAUGGCAAAGAAACAGCCACUUUCUAUUAUCAGCUAUUUCUCUGACUAUAAAUAUGUAUUUUUGUAAUAAAAGAAUCCAUAUUGAUGUAAGAUUGAUGGUUCAAAUUGAAAAGUAAAUAUUUAACUUCAGUAUUUGUACAGAGGUGAAACAUCAAAGAGCUUAUUUAUUUAUUUUUUAUUUAUUUAUAAGAAUGCUGUUUUGUUUUAGUCUUUUCACCUGACAGACUUGUGGGUAAGGUAGAAAUGAAUGUAUAUAUCCAAUUAGGAAUCUCUUCCUUAAUUUUGAAGCCAUUGACCAUGAUUAUUAUAAUGGAUUAUGUUUGAUCUCUUGGGAGUUGUGAAGCAGGAAGAUUUUCUUCAUAUCUUACUUGACUGACUUGGCUCUCAGUGGUAUUUUAGAUGGACUUUUUAAAAAAAAAUUCAGGAUAAGCACAUUCUUUCCAACGUGAAAAAAUCUUGCAUUUUAUUUCUAGCUGAUUAGGCAAAAUUCCUUCCACAAGUUAGUGAUUGUAAAUUAUAAGUCUUUUUUGCUGCUUCUUUCUUCCUCCACCAGAUUCUACAUAAACAGUUUGACUUGUGAUUUAAAAAAAUUUCUAAUAGAUAUCAAUUAGACAAUUGAAAUGAAGUCGUAAGCUCUGUUUUCAGUGUAAAUUCUUGGUCAAUUAUUACACUUAAGAGUUGUAAUUUCAAGGUCUAGUGAUUCAUCUUCAUAAUCUAGAAAUUACCUCAAUUCUUCUCCCUCCCCCCUCUCCCCCCCCUGCAAUUCUGAUGAAACCUUCCAAAGGCUAUUUCUGGUUUUGUUAGAAUAGCUUGUUUUUUAGUCUUCCAUUAAUUAUUUUGUGUUUGAACUCAUGAAUCUUUCCUGAAAGUAAAACUCUUCAGAAUGUAAACUGAAACUGCUUUUCACAUAGAAAAAAAAGAAUUUCCAAAUCUGCUACCACCUACAGAAAUGUCCUUACUCUUUACAUCUGGCUAACAGUUAAUAAUGAAACAUGUUACUUUGCAGUAAGGAGAAAAGUUGUAUGUAGAAAAAUAAUUAUAUAAAGUUCUUAUGUAAGAUAUACAUUUACUGUGAAAAUUGUGUAAUUGUGGGAGGGGACCAGAAUGCAGAAUCUGGAACUACUCCAGUCUAGAGGAGGAGUCCUAGAACCUGUAGAAAAGACAUCCAAGCACCAUUAAGAAAUGUAUAUUCUUGAGUUCAGGUUGGGAGAGAGGAGGAGGGCUGGUGGGACUGAUUACAAGAUUCCUAACUUGACUUCCUCUUUCUCCUCUCACGCUAAAGGCAAGGCAAUCAAAAACCAGUAAAACUAAUCAUAGGCCACAUUUAGGUUUUGUAUAAGCCAGAUUUGGGGGGAAAAUGAUUUUGAUUCAAAUUAAAUUCCCAAGAAAAUUUUUCUUCUUUAGUGACUACUGCUUCAUAUGACCCAUAAAAAAUGGAAGAGUAAGCCUAAAGUCCGUAAGAUAGGAUCACAGUUAGAGGAGAGACCUGCAAGUCAGAGUGAAGAUUCCCUCCACUCAGGCAUGCAUGCAUAGUUUUUUCAUGCAAAUAAGCAUCAGAUACAGAAAAAUCAUGAUAGUUAUCACAUUGCUUUUCUACUGUGGUAUUUUUUAAAAAAUCUUAAGCUAAAUUUCUUUCUCUCUGAAUUUGUUUUCAGGAUUAGAUUGUAUGAUGGAACAGUAGUGUAAUUUACCCCUUGUAGACUUAUUUUUAUGAACAUGAACUUUGCCUCUUACAAAUUUCACUUGUGAACAGCAGCUUUUGGGGAAAUGUUAUGUUUUACUAUGUAUGCAGUGGGUUUAUCUGAUUGUUUUAAAGAAUCAAGUCAGUUGGUUAAAUGACCUUAUGAGAAAAAGUGAUCUCAGAGAAAGAGACAUUAAAGAAAAUUUAGUGCUACCAUGAAAAUGAAAAGAUUUAUUCACAAAUAUUUUAGACCUCAGCCAGAUUCAAAGGGUUUCAAUUUUAUAUUUUAAAAAAUGUUAAUUACAGAAAAUAGAUUAAGUGUCUUUAUCAUUCCUUAUGGAAUACAAAGACUUUUUUUUUUCCUAACUGCCACAUAGGUCAGACUGUAUGUCCUAUCUCAAGAUGCAUUUCUAAAAAUAGGAAGUGAUUACUCUAAAGAAAAAAGUUCAGGAAUGAUCAGUGCAGAAACAUAAUUUUUUUCUGUCAACACCUACUAGUUGCAUACUUCUGAUUUGAGAUAGAAGUGAUCAUCUAUACUAUGCUGCCUAACAGUUUAUUGAUAAAAAAUGGAAAAAAUGCUCAUUUGUAAACUUUCUUGUUUCAAAGAAAGUGAUGAUCUUUCAUAAAUGUAAAUUAUGUGAAUAAUAAAGU